This is a messenger RNA of Drosophila guanche, 876 nucleotides long. Its product is annotated as transmembrane protein 256 homolog. Bases 136 to 666 code for a protein of 176 amino acids. The record is from RefSeq and is a predicted model, not a curated record. Lineage: Eukaryota; Metazoa; Arthropoda; Insecta; Diptera; Drosophilidae. The transcript is spliced from 3 exons.
UUAACUUUGAUCAACAAAAUUUCAAUGGAGUAGAACAGCUCGCUUUCCAACACUUGUCAUCUCAGCGUCAAAAGUUCUGCUGUAAAUUUCGGCAAUUGUGCGGCGUCGUAGGGCAGAUAUUAAAAACAACAAACAAUGAUGGACACCUUGGACUACAUAACGCUCAGCAAUCCAGUGAGCAAGGCGGUCAUAUCUUCCGGAUCGGCUAUCUUCCGCGCAAUUGGGCUGCGACCGAAACAGUUGGUGCCAAAGGAGACGCAGACCAUGCGCCCGGUGAUGAAUCAGUUUCCGACUGGCUCGCUGCAUGGAUUGGCCGGCAGCCAUUACCACUUUGUUCGCUUGGCCGGCUUGGGCGGCGCCUCGGCCAUCUUCAUGGGCGCCUACUGCAAGUACGUUUUGCGGGACAUCAAGGACCCCAAGGAGCAGCAGGACUCGCAGGCCUUUGCUGAUGUCGCCAAUCGCAUACACUUUUUGCACUCGUUUGCCAUGAUGGCCAUGCCUCUCGUGCACUACCCCUUAUUGACUGGCUCACUGAUGACCACUGGCACACUGCUCUUCAGCGGCUGCAUGUACUAUCGUGCAUUGACGGGCGAGAAGCGUUUCCAGGCCUAUGCCACUGUGGGUGGCUUCUGUCUGAUGGCCGCUUGGCUGACGCUUAUCAUGUAGGAGACUGGCUGCUCGCAUCUAUUUGUAUGGGGCUAAGCUUAAUUUGUAAGCUAUAGGCAACGUAAAAUCUAAAGCUAAAGCUAAAGCCUGCUGCAGAAUGAAUUCUUUUUCGCUGAAGUUCUAUAAUUAAUAUAUUUAUAUAUAUAUAUAUACUACCAUAUAGGAUUACACAAAUAAAUCUCUAGGAGGCCUUGCAUCUAAUGGAAGAUA